Messenger RNA from Ricinus communis (castor bean), 3782 nucleotides. Its product is annotated as pentatricopeptide repeat-containing protein At3g49740. The coding region runs from base 101 to 2329 and encodes 742 amino acids. Gene Ontology annotation, biological process: RNA modification. Gene Ontology annotation, cellular component: intracellular membrane-bounded organelle. The record is from RefSeq and is a predicted model, not a curated record. The transcript has 2 exons. NCBI's taxonomy places the organism in Eukaryota, Viridiplantae, Streptophyta, Magnoliopsida, Malpighiales, Euphorbiaceae. Gene Ontology annotation, molecular function: protein binding; RNA binding.
GAAGAACCUUUUUAGGACCAGGCCUUGUGGAAGAAGCAAGUCCGGACAGAGAUAUGAUCAGGUCUGUUUCCGGCCUGCUUUUAACAAACAGCGCCGACUUAUGAGAAAGUUCCCAUUUUGUGCAAGGCCUGUAACUACCUUAACCGAAGCAACCGCCAAAAACCUACAUGAACAACAGCAACAACUCCUCAAACUUAAUCGACAACUAGCAAAACUAACUCACUCAACCCAGUACAAAGAUGCACUCCAUCUGUUCGACAAAAUCCGCUCACUUUACUACUACCUCAAACCAGACCAUUACACUCUCUCUACAACACUCACUGCCUGUGCAAAUCUAUGCGAUACCACUUUUGGCAACAAGCUCCACGCCUACGCCAUUAAAUCAAGCCUCAAAACCUACACUCAUGUUGCAAACACCCUCCUCUCAUUAUAUGCCAAAGCGAAAGAAAUUGACUCGGUGAAGUGGGUUUUCGGUGAAACUGAAAACCCAGAUGUAUAUUCUUAUGCAACGUUAGUAUCUGCUUGUGCUAAAUUGGGUCACGUUGAUUACGCAUGCGUGUUGUUUGAUGUAAUGCCACAGAGGGAUGUCGUGGUUUGGAAUGCGAUGAUUACAGGGUGUAUGGAGAGUGGGAAUGAAGAGAUUGGGCUAAAUUAUUUUAGAGAUAUGUGUAGAUCGGGAGUUAGACAUGAUAAUUAUAGUUUAGCGAGUGUUUUAAGUGGGUGUAAAUUGGUGAUGGUGAAUUUUGGGAUGCAGGUGCAUUCGUUAGUGAUUAAAUCUGGAUCGUUGGUUGAACCUUCUGUUAUUAAUGCUUUAAUUACCAUGUAUUUUAACUGUGAAAAUGUUUUGGAUGGUUACUUGGUGUUUGAAGAAGCUGAAGAUUCAGUGCGUGAUCAGAUUACUUACAAUGUGAUGAUUGAUGGUUUGGUUAGUGUUGGGAGAAUUGAAGAGGCUUUGAUAAUAUGCAGAAAGAUGCUAGGGAGUUGUCUUAGGCCUAAUGAGUUGACUUUUGUGAGUUUAAUGAGCUCGUGUUUACAUGCAGAAAUUGGGUAUCAAUUCCAUGCCCAAGCUAUAAAGAUGGGUUUUGAAGCUAGUACUUCUUUAAGCAAUGCAACAAUAACUAUGUAUUCUAGUUGUAAAGAUUUGCAUGCAGCUCGCAAGGUUUUUGAGAGGCUGGAAAGGAAAGAUCCUGUCUCAUGGAAUACUAUGAUAUCCAGCUAUACUCAAGGAAAUUUUGGUAGAUUAGCAAUUUUAGCCUACUUGGAAAUGAGGAGAACAGGUACUGAACCAGAUGAGUUUACUUUUGGAAGCUUGUUGGCCAGCUCAGAGCUCCUAGAAACAGUGGAGAUGAUCCAUGCCCUUGUAUUUAGAAACAGUCUCAUUUCAAAUAUACAGGUUUCUAAUGCAUUGGCUUCUGCAUAUUCCAAGCAUGGGAAUAUGGAGCAGUCCUAUCAAAUAUUCUCUGAUAUGUCUUUUAGGGAUUUGAUCUCCUGGAAUUCUAUUAUUUCUGGUUUUCUGUUAAAUGGGCUCCCAUUGCUAGGCUUAGAGAAAUUCUCUGAGCUGCAGAUGUCAGAAUUCAAGUCAAAUGAGUAUACCCUCAACAUUAUUCUAAGUAUUUGUGCUAGCAUUCCAGCUUUAGGACAAGGGAAACAGGUUCAUGGUUAUAUUAUGAGAUCUGGGUUCAGUUCAGAAGUUUCUUUAGGCAAUGGCCUUAUAACUUUUUAUGCUAAAUGUGGACUUAUAGACUGGUCUUCAAGGGUAUUUACUGCAUUGGCCAAAAAAGAUACAGUCUCAUGGAAUGCCUUGAUAUCUGCUUACGCACAGCAUGGGAAAGGAAAUGAAGCUAUAUACCAGUUUGAGGCAAUGCAACACUCGUCUGAGGUCCAACCAGAUGAUGCCACCUUUAAAAUAGUUCUUUCCGCUUGCAGCCAUGCAGGUCUAAUUGAUGAUGGCAUUCGGAUUUUUAAUUCUAUGGUUGAUAAAUAUGGUGUUGUUCCUGGAGUUGAUCACUUCUCUUGUAUUGUUGACCUUUUAGGUCGUGCUGGGUAUUUUGAUGAAGUUGAAAGAUUAAUGAACAGUGAACAUUUUGAAGCUCAUCCCAACAUCUACUGGUCACUAUUGAGUGCUUGCGCAGCGCAUGGUAAUUUAAAGCUAGGAAAAUUAAUCAGUGAGUUUCUCCUUGAAACGGAACAGGAUAAUCCAUCAGUUUAUGUGCAUUUAUCGAAUAUGUAUGCAGCUGCUGGUCAAUGGGAAGAAGCAGCUAAUACGAGGAAAUUGAUUGAUAGCACUAGGACGGUGAAGCAACCUGGGUACAGUUGGAUCAGCUCAUAAAACCAAAUGCCUCCAGGUUGAAAUGUAGGCUGGAUGGCAGUGAUUUUACUAUCUCUUCCCUGAAAUGAUAAAAUUAGGGCGUGAUGACUACUGGUAUGCCAAGUGAUUCGCUCUGGGCUAGUUUAUUUUAUGAAUGACUGUUAGAGCCAUUGCAGCAGUUAUCUAGCUCUGGAAAUAACUAGUUACAAGCUGUUAAUGUGUGUGAUCUGUUGAAAAGCAAGAAAUGCUAUGCUGAGAAAUUGCUUGAUUGGUAUAAGGAAAGGAGCUUAUGAGGAGAACAUCCACUCUAGAAAUAUUUCGGAAUUGGCAAGAUCACAUAUUGGUACAAAUUUACACCUAGGCCGGACUUUGUGGAAGCGGGAAACUAUCAUUCCUCAAUCAACUGGAAUGCCAGAGGUUCCUAUGAACUUACUCUGAGCAUGCCUGUCAGCAAUUGUCAAGGUUCACCCGACAUGAUUAGUAGCUCCUUCGGCAUAUUCGGGGUUUCGUUUCAGAUGAUAUUUACCGGACUACAAAAAAUUUCAUAAUCAUAGAUCAAGAAAGUCCAAAGGUCUACUUACAAUCUUCAGUUCUAAGAGAAUAAUAAUGUAUACAAUUAAACAACUGUAUCUACUGACCAGAAAUUAACAUCAGUCCCACAUUUUCUCAAUAGAUACAGUGUGUACAUUUGACAUCCUCGGAACUUGCAAAUGUAAGCAGGUUUGAUCUUGACUAUGACAACUCAAGCUACCUUGACUUUUGUUCAUCAUCUGCUGUAUCUUUAACAGGAGGAGGUCUGUAUAUUGCAGGAAUAGUAGCAGGAAAGAACAUUUGCCUCACUCCCUCCGCUUUGAUAAUGGGGAAAAUAAUACCGGAUGCACUCUGCAAAAGAAGGAAGUCGAUUACUAAAGAGAGAAAAGUGCUCGAUUACACCUUUUCGCAAACAAUGCAACAGCAAAUUUAUUUACAACAAAAAAAAAAGUGGGAAGACAAAAAGAUCGUCUCCACUGGAGAAGAUCAAUAAAUUCAAAAGAUAGGAAAUACGCACUGAUAUCAGUCUAGCCCCAAUCCAUACGGCUUUAGGUGAAGGAAAUGGAAGAAGCAGGCGACCAACACCAUAUAUUGCAACAGCAAAGAAAUGCAUUACUAAGCUUAGUGGACGUGGGUUGAGACCAGAGAGUAAAGCCACAGGUCCUGAUGAAAAUAUGCCCCCAAGGCUUAGAUAGUCGAAGCAUGCUUGGCGCAUUUCCUUCCUUGCCUGAUCAGGAGAAGCAGAGAAUACCUUGUACAAUGCACCUGCCAGAGUAUUUAUCGUAGAUGCAACAGGCUGCCAGAAACAAUCAUUACAUUCAAUGAGUUGUAAAUGGCUUAAAGAGUAACAUUACUUCAUCCAUUUUGUUUCCAUGCUUGUACUUGGAUCUUGUAAAAAUCAAAGGGAGUGUAUAAUUUAAGAUGUUGCUAUUUCAUUGCAAUA